AUGCCUCUGACGCCCAUCCACGUCAGAGGCAAGCGAAAGGCACCCUCCAGCAAGACGCCGAAGGGUUUGGACAGCCCACCGCAGAAGAUGAGAAAGUCGCUCGGCACCGUUCUCGCUGGCCGCGCAACCCGCACCCGCGCAACGCUCGAGUCCCUCCCGUAUGAGAUUCUGGAGAGCAUCCUGCUCUACAGCACCAAUCUGUCGCUGCCUCGUGCGAGCCUGAUCGUCGGCCUCAAGCUUUCGAACCGUGCGACUCUGCUGCGGCUUUUCAUAUGGGCCUUCCACGAGACCUGGGAGCAGUCGUUUGGCAUUCCCGCCCGGCAGCGUCUCCUCCACGUCGGACAGAGCGCCCUACUGGAGCUGCCCUGGGCCAAGAUCGACUUCAUCCUGCAAGCGCAGCAGGCCUGGGCCGAUCGCUAUGCGCGUGACCGGUGGUAUCAGCACAGCCUUCCCUGGCGAGAGGAAUUCAGCUCUGGGGAACACGACCACGAAGGAGGCCUCUCCCACUUCAACGCCCGCGAGUGCUUCAAGGUCGACUACCAGGAAGCGCGCCGAUGGCCGGCCUUCUUCGCCACAUCGCUGCAGUGGCGCGGCCAGGACGUCCACCCCUGGACACGCAUGCCUGUGGAACUCAUUUCAGGCCCGUGGGAUGACGAACAGUUGCGACGCCUCUUCUGGCUCAGCCGCGGCGGGCUCAAGAUCGGUAACGAAGGCCAACGCGUGCCUCCCUGGGAGGUCAAGCUCCAGUGCCUCGACAACGCCGUCUUGUCCGCGCCAGUUCCGAACAGCCUGGUCAUCAACUGCCUGAUGCAGGACUGGAUAUUUACGGACCUACCAGAGGAUGAGGUCAGAAAGCAACGCGUUAGCCUCGACAGACGGAUCGAAUGGGGAGGAGACUCGCCGGAAGACAAGCAAACUUUGCGGCAGAUGAGGACCGCGCUGGUCUUCUUAUCAGAGCACGAAUACACCAUGCCUCGUUGA
Purpureocillium lilacinum is the source of this 981-nucleotide messenger RNA. RefSeq lists its product as uncharacterized. The record is from RefSeq and is a predicted model, not a curated record. Lineage: Eukaryota; Fungi; Ascomycota; Sordariomycetes; Hypocreales; Ophiocordycipitaceae.